UUUCCUAGAGAGCAAGAGAGGUGCCAUGGAGGUACUAUUGUGGCGGAAUAUCCUUCGACAUAUCUCUUUGUUCUUCAGUUUAUCAGCACAUGACAACUUUGGCUCGGAACCAGUGCAGAAAUGUUAUCAAAUGAUUGUAGAAAUAUUAAAGCCGCUAAAGCCAGUAGCUGAAAUAAGUAUUGACACAAGCAUAGCUUCUGAUGAUCAACUUAGCGAGGCGCUAGAACAACUUAUCUGCUCAAUAGAAGAGUCUACAUAUCUUUUUGAGAACUGGCAUCCAUUGGCAAGCAGGAUAUAUCUUGUCAUCCAAGCUGAUUUAUUGGUGAAAAGGCUCCAGACCUCUAUUUUGGAAAUUGUUCGCUUGCUCAAAGACUUGCCUUUAUUUAUUUCCGCGGAGUUGAGCCCCAGAUAUCUUGAGCAUUGCAUUGAUAAUGCUAAGAACAUGGGAUGUGAAUCUACAUUUACAUUCAUUUCAGAAGCUAUGAAGGAAGUAUCAAGCAGCCACGGGGAGCUGAGGCUGGCAGAACUUCCUGAAUGCCUAGACUUAAGGUCAAACCAAGAUAUCCUGAUUGAGGCAGUGGCUCUUGAGAAGUUGAAAGAAAAUGCUGAACUAACCAGAAAUGAUGCCAAAACUGGUUAUAUUCAACAAUUAAUUACUCUUCUCACGUGUAUGCAUGGUCGCCUUCUCGUUCUGGAGCAGUCCAAGAUUGGCAUACCUAAGUCUAUACCGGCUGAUUUUAUCUGCCCUCUCUCUCUUGAGAUCAUGAGGGAUCCUGUGAUUGUUUCCUCGGGUAAAACCUAUGAACGAGCUUACAUCAGGCAAUGGAUUGAUCGUGGUCUUACAGUAUGUCCAAUAACCAGGCAGAUGUUACUGCACCUAAAUUUGAUCCCUAAUUAUACUUGCAAGGCCCUCAUUGCUAACUGGUGUGAGAUGAACAAAGUGAAGCUGCCUGACCCUGUGAAAUCCAACAUUGUAGGCCUUGAUGCUAAAGUUAAGAUUUUGGUUGAGAAUCUCAAAAGCAAGUCAAACAAAAGCCUAAGAGAAGCCACAGAUCAACUGCGACUGUUUGUGCAGCAAAACAUGGAUAACAGAAUUCUGAUCACUUAUUUUGGGGGUAUAAGAUUAGUGGUUAACUUGCUUUACUCUACUGAUCCAAAGAUUCAAGAGAAUUCUGUAACUUCUCUUCUCUAUAUGGCAAUCAAUAAUGACAACAAAGUUGCGAUUACAGAUGAAGAUGCAAUAGAGCCCCUUAUUUAUGUCCUUCAGGUGGGCACACCAGAGGCCCGGGAAAACUCAGCUGCCACGCUCUUUUAUCUUUCGAUGAUUCAUGAAAACAAGUUGAGAAUAGGCAGGUCGGGGGCUACUGUUCCUUUAGUUGAAUUGUUACGGAAAGGAACAGCUCAGGGAAAGAAUAAUGCAGUCAUUGCUUUGUUUAAUCUGUCCAUUUCUAAUGAAAACAGGAUAAGGAUUGUUCGGGCUGAUGGUGUGAGGUUUUUACUUGAACUAGUUAAUGAUCCUAUUGCAGGUCUGGUUGACAAGGCUGUUGCUGUUUUGGCAAACCUCGCUAAGAUUUUCGAGGGAAGGACUGCCAUUGGUCAGGCUGGAGGUAUUCCUGUACUUGUGAUCAUACUUGAGCUAGGCUCAACAAGAGCCAAAGAAACUGCAGCUUCUGCACUCCUACGCCUUUGUACAUACAGCUACGAAUAUUGCAUUGUGGCGUAUCAGGAAGCAGUUAUACCUCCAUUAGAAGCUUUGUCACGCUCAGGAACCCCUAGAGCCAAAAAGAAGGCUCAGAGUCUGCUCGGUUACUUCAGAAGUCAGCAAGUCAGACAACAUCAUUGAGUUUUUAGCUUGUGAUGAGUCUCCACAAAAGUUAAUAGCACAAUUGUUUUUCACAAUGUUAAGAAAAUAGUAUAUGGUCCUAUGAUCCUGUGAAAAUCAUGUUAGAAUCUCUACGAUUUAUUUCGAGUUCAAAUGAUAAGUCCUGUUUGUUUCAUGUUUCUCAUGGGAGGAAACAAAUUAGACUUGUUAGUUGUUGCUUAUCUUCAUUGCAUCAUAGGCCUCCCAAUGCUUGUGAAAAAAUUUUUGUUAACUUGUUUGUGGAGAUGAUCAAGAUAAGAUAACACUAAAUUCUUGAGAAGUUUUAGCAA
Beta vulgaris subsp. vulgaris (sugar beet) is the source of this 2151-nucleotide messenger RNA. Its product is annotated as U-box domain-containing protein 4. Gene Ontology annotation, cellular component: nucleus; cytoplasm. Gene Ontology annotation, molecular function: protein binding; ubiquitin-protein transferase activity. Lineage: Eukaryota; Viridiplantae; Streptophyta; Magnoliopsida; Caryophyllales; Amaranthaceae. The transcript has 6 exons. Gene Ontology annotation, biological process: protein ubiquitination. The record is from RefSeq and is a predicted model, not a curated record. The coding region runs from base 26 to 1843 and encodes 605 amino acids.